AUGAUGAAGAUGAACCGUGUGAUCUGUGUGUUGGCCGUUGUGCUGUGCCUCGCCUGCGGGUAUGCCAUGGCUUCUGGUGCUGGUGAGGUCAAAAGAAGUGCAGUUCAAGCUAGAGAUGAAGCAGCAGGAGAAGUGGAGGGGGGAGGAAUGACGGGGACCCCAACAGACCCAGAACAAGUAUUACCUCCUCCAGGUGAAACCCUCCCGGAAGACGAAGAAGAUGAUGAUGAGGAAGAACUUCCUGCCCCUGAUGAUGGCACUGGAAAGGACCCAGAAGAAGAGGGUGGAGAAGACACAGAAGUCCCUGGGAAACCUGAUGCACCCGAGAACCCAGAGAAUGGCAAUCCACAACCUCCUGCAGGAGAUGAUCAAGAAACCCCCGACCAGAAACCGGAGGGUGACAAACCAUCAACACAAGAACCCACUUCCACUAAUGCACCAAGCAACGAGCAGAAGCCGGGCGAUGCUGACAGCAGUUUCAGCCCUGUGUGGAUGCGCACUGCCGCACCUCUGCUGAUUGUGGCUGCGUUGGUAUUGUAA
This is a messenger RNA of Trypanosoma theileri, 540 nucleotides long. RefSeq lists its product as uncharacterized. The record is from RefSeq and is a predicted model, not a curated record. The coding region runs from base 1 to 540 and encodes 179 amino acids. The transcript has a single exon. Lineage: Eukaryota; Euglenozoa; Kinetoplastea; Trypanosomatida; Trypanosomatidae.